This is a messenger RNA of Medicago truncatula (barrel medic), 2600 nucleotides long. RefSeq names its product pentatricopeptide repeat-containing protein At4g25270, chloroplastic. NCBI's taxonomy places the organism in Eukaryota, Viridiplantae, Streptophyta, Magnoliopsida, Fabales, Fabaceae. Gene Ontology annotation, molecular function: protein binding; RNA binding. The record is from RefSeq and is a predicted model, not a curated record. The transcript has 2 exons. Gene Ontology annotation, biological process: RNA modification. The coding region runs from base 144 to 1784 and encodes 546 amino acids.
GAAAAAAAAAAAAACUAUUAUUUAUGUAAAAAAAAAAAAAAAACAGCUGAAUCAAAAAUAUAGUAGUAACAAGGUGCAUUUGGCAGUUAUAACUACCACAGUUUAUUUUCCGGUAUCAAACGUCACUCUCUUCCGUCGUGGCCAUGGCAUCGUCGUGGUGGUACUCUACUCCCCUCACCACCGUAACCAACACUACUCGCUGCUACUCUUUCACCUCUAACAAUGACCAAGAGUGCAGUUCAAUUAAUAUAUUGUCACUCCUCUACACAGCUAAGAAGAACACUGACAAUAAGAAACUCAAGAAAUUGCGAAAAUGGGAUACCCAAAAAUCAAAAAACACUUUUUCAUACCCAAAACCAAAACCAACACCACUUCUAAUUCACCAACAACCAUACCCACAAACCAAAUUUCAAGCACUUGAACAAGUUCUCAAUGACCUUGAAGCUUCAUUGGAGAAAGGCAUCAAAAUUGACCCUGAAAUUUAUGCUUCUUUGUUAGAAACUUGUUACCGUUUCGGAGCUAUUCAUCACGGUAUCUGGCUUCACCGUCUUAUCCCACCAGCCCUUUUGCAUAGAAAUGUUGGAAUAAGUUCUAAACUUGUUAGGUUGUAUGCUUCAUUUGGGUAUAUGGAUGAUGCACAUGACUUGUUUGAUCAAAUGACUAAGAGGGAUAUGUAUGCGUUUCCGUGGAAUUCGUUGAUAUCUGGAUAUGCAGAGAUGGGUCUUUAUGAUGAUGCUAUUGCGCUUUAUUUUCAAAUGGUGGAAGAGGGUGUUGAACCAGAUAUUUUCACAUUUCCUCGUGUUCUUAAAGUUUGUGGUGGAAUUGGGUUGGUGGGUGUUGGGGAAGAGGUGCAUCGUCAUGUGGUGCGUUGUGGGUUUUGGGAUGACGGGUUUGUGCUUAAUGCACUUGUUGACAUGUAUUCUAAGUGUGGUGACAUCGUGAAGGCGAGGAAGAUUUUUAAUAAGAUGCAUUUUAGAGACUCAGUUUCGUGGAACUCGAUGCUCACGGGUUAUGUUCGUCAUGGUCUUGAGGUUGAGGCAAUCAAUAUUUUUCGCCAAAUGGUUUUGAAAGGGGAAAAACCUGACUAUUUUUCUAUAUCCGCGAUUCUUACUAGUGUGUCGUCAUUAGAUGUUGGGGUCCAAAUUCAUGGAUGGGUGAUCCGGCAAGGUGUUGAGUGGAACUUGUCUAUUGCUAAUUCCUUGAUCAUUGCGUACUCCAAGCAUGGAAGGUUGGAUAAGGCACGUUCAAUAUUCAAUCUAAUGCCAGAAAGAGAUGUUGUUUCGUGGAAUUCCAUAAUAUCUUCUCAUUGUAAACACCCGGAAGCUAUCUCUUAUUUUGAGAAAAUGGAGGAAGCCGGUGAAGUGCCUGAUAAAAUAACAUUUGUUUCAUUAUUGUCAGCUUGUGCCCAUUUAGGUUUGGUGAAUGAUGGAGAGAGAUUGUUUGCCUUGAUGUGUGAAAAGUAUAAAAUAAAACCAAUUAUGGAGCAUUAUGGUUGUAUGGUUAACCUAUACGGUAGAGCAGGAUUGGUCGAAAAGGCUUAUAGCAUCAUAGUUAGAAUGGACUCUGAGGCGGUUGGUCCAACUCUGUGGGGAGCUUUAUUAUAUGCAUGCCUUUUGCAUGGAAAUGUAACUAUAGGGGAGAUUUCUGCAAACAAGCUUUUUGAAUUAGAGCCAGACAAUGAACAUAAUUUUGUACUUCUUAUGAAGAUUUACGAAAAGGCAGGUAGAUUAGAGGAUAUGGAGAGAAUUAGAAUGAUGAUGGUUGAUAGAGGGUUGGAUCACUAGACAGCUAUACAUCCAAAAGCCCUAACACAACAGCGUAUGGUUAUUGAUAUUGCGUUUGUGAUGCACCGCAGGUCGCUUGACUAAGUUCAGUUCAUGUUUCUGUAUUUUAGUAAGACCUUCUCACCUGUACAGCUUUUUGGAACCACUAUUAUUGUAACUGCAAUAUAUGGUUAACUUUAGAAUGAAUUAUAUAGUUGGCUUUCUUUCAACCUAACCAAACGAAAAAAUUGACACGAACUCAAAUUGAGAAUGCAAGUGCUUUUGGGCAUGGAGAGAAGUUUGAUUGAUAUGUGAUCUUCGAGACGAAAAAAUUGCCACAGACUCAAAUUGCUUUUGGGCAUGGAGAGAAGCUUGAUUGAUAUGUGAUCUUGACCACUUGCUAUCAGGCUUGACAGUGUAAAUGCAAUUUUUAUUAGUUGUUAAUUCAGGCUUCGAGCCUCUUCCUGCACAUUAUAUAGCUGAAAAUUGGAAGUUACCAGAGUUGAACACAAGCCUUAUACAAGGGAAAUAUUGUUUCCAUAGAAAAUUUAUUCUUUGUACUAUAGGACUUAACUGUAUGAAAAAUAUGACUUUACUGUUACACUAUGACUGAAUAAGAAUAUAUAGAUUGGGACUUGUUUAUGGAUAGUUUUGUAUAUGGUGAAUUGUUGAUCACACGAAUGAAAUAUACAUCUCGGAUUAGUGCCAAGUUUGUGAUACAUAAUGGAUUUGUUUUUGAAUCCAAAGGAUGAUUUCUUUUUACAUUAUUAUUAUUGGAUUUAUAGCAACAAGUAUGCAGAAAUUGCAUCUGCAAUUAGGGUGCUACACAGCCAUUGU